Morone saxatilis (striped sea-bass) is the source of this 2973-nucleotide messenger RNA. RefSeq names its product multidrug resistance-associated protein 1-like. Gene Ontology annotation, cellular component: basolateral plasma membrane. Lineage: Eukaryota; Metazoa; Chordata; Actinopteri; Moronidae. The record is from RefSeq and is a predicted model, not a curated record. Gene Ontology annotation, molecular function: ATP hydrolysis activity; ABC-type xenobiotic transporter activity; glutathione transmembrane transporter activity. Gene Ontology annotation, biological process: xenobiotic transport; glutathione transmembrane transport.
GUAAGGCCUUAAAAUAUUUAUUCACUAAAAGUUUUUAAAAAGCCAUAAGAGACCGUCCACAUGAUGGCAGUAAUGCAACAGCUAGGACGCCAGCUGCAGCUAAAGCUCACAGAAGAAGCAGAAGCCGCAACCUUCCGCUUUGCCGUUACAGUCCGGUUAUAAAACCAAAACUAAUCUCCAAAAACACUCAGGACUUGAACUUUCAUUGCGUUGCGGCGAAUGGGAUUCGACAAGUUCUGCAGUCUGGACAGUUCCGAUCCAUUUUGGGCUGUUGGCUUUCUAUUGUGGAUUAUCUGCUGGGCAGAUGUUUUCUAUUCUUUCUGGGAAAGAAGUCAUGGCAGCAGAAUCCCUGCACCCGUCUACCUAGUCAGUCCAACUUUACUAGGCCUCACCAUGUUGCUGGCCACCAUGUUAAUUCAGUACGAACGGAUGAAAGGGGCUCAGUCGUCUGGAGUGAUGCUGAUCUACUGGCUGCUGGCACUGCUGUGUGCCACAGUAACCUUCAGGUCCAAGCUCCUGCAGGCCCAGGACCAGCUAUCAACAGUGUAUGUGUGGAGGUACACCACCUUCUAUAUCUACUAUGCUCUGCUGCUGGUUGCUCUGUUCCUGUCCUGCCUGACGGACCAGCCACCCCUCUUCUCGCAGGCUGUUAAAGACUUGAAUCCCUGCCCUGAGCUUGGAGCUUCUUUCCUCUCCAGAAUAACUUUCUGGUGGAUCACAAACAUGAUGAUGACAGGUUACAAGCACCCACUGGAGGAGAAGGACCUGUGGUCUUUGAACCCAGAGGACCGCUCCCAUAGAGUGGUUCCACAGCUGGUGUGUCGCUGGAAUGCAGAGUGCCAAAAGGUCAAAAGGGUAGAGGAGAAAACUUUGUAUUCCCCCAAGCAGGUCCCGCACAGUGAGGACAAAGAUGGCCGUGCUGUGGAAGAGUCUGAAAUCUUGAUUGUGAAAAACCCCCAAAAAACAAAGGAGCCCUCCCUGCUCUGGGCACUGUGCCUGACCUUCGGGCCCUACUUCCUCAUCUCCUGCCUCUAUAAAAUCAUCCAGGACAUCCUCAUGUUUGUUGGGCCUGAGAUCCUCCGGCUGCUGAUACGCUUCGUCAACAACUCUAGUGCCCCCUCCUGGCAGGGGUACUUCUACACCGCUCUGCUCUUCAUUUGUACCUGUGUGCAGUCCCUCAUCCUCCAGAAGUAUUUUCAUGUUUGCUUCGUCUCAGGCAUGCGUCUGCGCACCGCCAUCAUCGGAGCUGUUUAUAGGAAGGCUUUGGUUAUAAGCAGCGCAGCCCGCCGCACCUCCACGGUGGGAGAGAUUGUCAACCUGAUGUCAGUGGAUGCUCAGCGCUUCAUGGACCUCAUCACUUACAUCAACAUGAUAUGGUCUGCCCCUCUGCAGGUGGUGCUGGCCCUUUACUUUCUCUGGCAGAACCUGGGUCCAUCCGUGCUAGCUGGAGUGGCUGUGAUGGUUCUGAUGGUUCCUGUUAAUGCCGUCAUUGCCAUGAAAACCAAAACAUACCAGGUGGCUCAGAUGAAGAGUAAGGACAAUCGCAUUAAGCUGAUGAAUGAGAUGCUAAAUGGCAUCAAGGUGCUGAAACUGUACGCCUGGGAGCUGGCCUUCAAGGACAAGGUGUCUGAAAUUCGUGAGAGUGAGCUGCGAGUCUUGAAGAAGGCCGCCUAUCUGGGUGCAAUGUCCACCUUCACUUGGGUCUGUGCACCUUUCCUUGUUGCCCUCUCCACUUUCACUGUGUACGUGCUGAUUGACGAACACAACGUGCUCGAUGCCCAGAAGGCCUUUGUGUCACUGGCACUCUUCAACAUUCUCCGUUUUCCUCUCAACAUGCUGCCAAUGGUCAUCAGUAGCAUGGUGCAGGCCAGUGUGUCCUUGAAGCGCCUGAGAGUGUUUCUAUCACAUGAGGAGCUGCAGGAAAACAGUGUGGAGCACAAAGCAGUAGCAGGCUCCCCACACAGUGUCUCCAUAGUGGAUGGAGUUUUCAGCUGGUCCAGAACUGAAUCACCAAUACUCAAGAAGCUGACUUUUCAUAUCCCAGAAGGCUCUCUGGUGGCCGUGGUGGGACACGUGGGUUCUGGAAAGUCCUCACUGCUCUCUGCCCUGCUCGGAGAGAUGGACAAACUAGAGGGAACCGUAACUGUCAAGGUGGCUGACACAGGUUGGGUGGCCUACGUUCCCCAACAGGCCUGGAUCCAAAACUCCACGCUCAAAGAAAACAUAAUGUUUGGUCAGGAGAGGAGAGAUUCCUGGUAUCAGCGUGUGGUGGAUGCAUGUGCCCUUCAGCCUGAUCUGGAGAUCCUUCCUGCUGGAGACGAGACGGAGAUUGGAGAGAAGGGGGUGAAUCUGUCUGGAGGUCAGAAGCAGAGGGUGAGCCUGGCCAGGGCUGUCUACUGUGACCGUGCUGUGUACCUGCUGGAUGACCCACUGUCUGCAGUUGAUGCUCACGUCGGAAAACACAUCUUUGAUCAAGUCAUAGGCCCACAGGGACUGUUGAAGGACAAGACUCGUGUGCUGGUGACCCAUGGGCUGAGCUACCUGCCCCAAGCCGACCUGAUCCUGGUCAUGGUGGAGGGACAGAUCACAGAGAUGGGUUCCUACCAGCAGCUCAUGGCCACAGAGGGAGCCUUCUCUGAGUUUCAGCGAACAUACAGUGCUGUCGACCACACUGAUAACGAUGAAUCUCUACCAAAGAGUGGAACGAAAGGAAUAGACAAUGGCAGUGCGACUGCUCUUGCUGGAGGCAUGACUUUCACAUCAACAGUCGCCAAGCGCCUGCUGGUAAGGUCCCGUGGUGAUGACAUUUUAGGGGUUUUGGAGAACUUCUUUUGCAUCUUUGUGGUCUGGCUCUCGGGACUCAUAAAGCUGCAACAAUCUUCUUCUGACUGCCUCAGACAGGUCUUUCGAUCUCAACCCAUGGUGUUCACUCUCACGUCAACAGUGCAGGAGCACACCAAACUGAAUGUCUGA